Messenger RNA from Gastrolobium bilobum, 1092 nucleotides. Its product is annotated as homeobox-leucine zipper protein HAT9-like. NCBI's taxonomy places the organism in Eukaryota, Viridiplantae, Streptophyta, Magnoliopsida, Fabales, Fabaceae. Gene Ontology annotation, molecular function: DNA-binding transcription factor activity, RNA polymerase II-specific; sequence-specific DNA binding. The coding region runs from base 30 to 899 and encodes 289 amino acids. The record is from RefSeq and is a predicted model, not a curated record. The transcript is spliced from 3 exons. Gene Ontology annotation, biological process: regulation of DNA-templated transcription.
UCACCAGGGCUUUCGUCCCAGAUUUUAUCAUGGGUUUUGAUAUUUCUAACCCAGGUCUUCGACUUGGCCUUUGUCUUGGCAUCCACGAUCAGUCAUCAGAAGAUAAUUGCAUAAAGACUGAUGAACACAGGAAGAAACAAAGCCAGAAGAAAAAGGAGGAGUAUCCAUGUAAUAAGUCAUACCCAUCUCUUACUUUAGGACCACCUGCUGAUGAGGCAAAUAAUCAACUACCUUCAAAGACUGAAUCGGAUGAAUAUAUCAUCCACCCACACGCCUCUUCUCCAAGCGCAGUGUCUUCAUUUUCCAAUUCGUCUAGCAUCAAGAGGGAGAGAGAUCAAUUCGCAGGCGAAGAACUUGAGCCAGAGGUAGAGAAGAUUCAAUCAAAGGUUGCUGAUGAUGAUGAAGGUGGUAACCCCAGGAAGAAACUUAGGCUCACCAAAGAACAAUCCACAGUCUUAGAGGAUAGCUUCAAAGAGCAUUCUACUCUCAAUCCGAAGCAAAAGCAAGAAUUGGCAAGGAAGCUGAAUCUGCGGGCGAGACAAGUGGAGGUGUGGUUUCAGAACAGGAGAGCCAGGACAAAACUGAAAAAAACCGAAGUGGACUGUGAGUUACUGAAGAAGUGCUGUGAAACUCUAACAGAGGAGAACAAGAGGUUGCAAAAAGAGCUGCAAGAGCUCAAAUCGAUGAAAACAACGCCAGGAUCCUUUUAUAUGCAGCUUCCAGUAGCCAGCCUUAUCAUAUGCCCUUCUUGUGAGAGAAUUUGCGGCGGCGGCAGCGGCGGCGGAAGUAACAAUCCCUCCUCUCCCACGACGGCUUUGCUUAAUGGCCCAAAGGCUCAUCAUCACUUCAACAAAAAUAACUAUACAUAUUCACCCAAUCUUCCGCAGCUUGCUAGCUAGGGAGUCUGAACUUCAAUGUCCAGAAAACCAUUAUUUUUGUUCGGAGGGAUUUUUCUUUAGCGAUGAUAUAUAAUCUGUAGUUACUAUUUAGAUAGCAUUCCGUCGUGUAAAAAAAGAUAGACGAUUAAGGGUCAUAUCGAUUAUUAUCACCACGUGCUGCUUAUAAUGCGCGUGAUAUACUUCGAGCAAAGUU